UUUGAUGUGAAGCGGAAGAAAAAAAGCAUAAGGGCAUCUUGAGGACGUCUUGUGCGACUAAUGUCAGAGGAGGACAGGAAAAAUAACGGUGAAAAUGAAGCUCCCUAUUUAACAUUUUACAAUUGUUGGUGGGUUUGUUUUGUUUUGUUUUUCCAGAAGAACUGUCCAGGACUGAGAAGUAAGACUAAAAACAUAUUUGAUCACCUAAUUUUACACAACAUUAAAUGGAACACUAUUUCCACUGUAUAUUUGCUGGAUGUUUUUCUAGUAGUAGUAUUGGAUUAUUGCUUUUGUGGUUUCAUAAAAUGUCUUAUAAUUGGAGCAUAGUGUUGCCGUCAUUAUUUUCUAUCAGAGCAAAUUAAUGUCACAUUUUCUUCCUCAGUGUAGGACGAAAAUAAGAGGAUGGGUAACCCCACUGCGUACAUGUGAUAUAGAUUCGUGACUGUGCAGAGGCUCAGGAGGAAACAAGCACAAUGUCGGACAGCAACAAUGUGUGGGAGUCACCCGGCAGUGGGACUAUGGACAUGCUUGAGGACAAGAAUGACCCAAGAGGAUUCUCUGAACAUGAACUCCUUGACAUCAUGUAUAAUGCAUGUAAUACAUCCAACUCAGGAGAGGUGUUGGCCUCCACCAUCGUCCAGUACCUGAAGACCAUGACAGCGCAGAGUACGGAGCAGGACAGACUGGCUGCCCUGCAACGGCUGCUAGACCCGGACUGUCACGACCCACAUGUGAGCAGAGAGACUUUCCACGUCACCAUGAGAGAGUGGAUCGCCCAGUGCAGCCAGGACAGCGUUGAUGUGGAUGGCAGUGAUGUAUCUUGGUCAGAUUCAUCUAAAGGACCAGUAAAUGCACUGGAUUACUCAAGUUCUCAAAGCAAAGCAGCCUCAUCAGAAAGCCCCCAAUGUUCCUGUGAUGGAAAAGACCUGCUGGGCACUGUGGCUGAACUGAAGCACGCUCACCACAAGCUGAGCGAGCAGAACAGCAGCCUGCUGAGGACGGUGGCUCAGUGUGAAGACGUGAACCUGCAGCUCACUCUGGAGAUCACUGAGCUGCGAGCAAAAGUGGCCAGUGCACAGCGGUCAGCAGUGAGAGUCAGAUCCAUGACAGAGGAACUGGAGGAGACCCGUCAUGCGUUUAAAGAGGCCCAGGAGAAAGCCACUCGCUCCCAGACCAGCUACACAAAACUGAGCAAUGAGAUUGAAUGCCUGAAGGUUCACAUCAGGAGGAUUGAAGACAAGAAUGAAAAACUCACAUUUGAAAGGACGUGUUGGGAAGAGGGCAUCAACAAACUUAGGAAGGUCAAUGCUGAGUUGAGGGCCGAACUUGAGGAAACCCUCGUUAUGUUGACACUGAGAGACAGAGAAAUCACAAAGAAAGACAUUCUAACGGAUAAGAUGAAGAACUCUCAUGUGGAGAAUCACAACAUGAUUAUGGAUCUGCAGUCAGAGCUGAUGAGGUUACAGGAACAUUCACAGCAAGUUCUUCUGAGGUAUGACCGACACUGUAUCGGUCCUCAGAGUCUCUAUGGUCGAGACCCUCCAAACCACCGCUCUCUGCAAAGUGAGAUGCAGGAUAUGCAGAAACAUCACAGAGCUCUGGACGACAUAAGCCUCCCGUCCCUCCACACACACAGUGAUGAUAUUCAGAGCAUCAUUCACAGGAUCAAGAGCACAGAGAUAGCAAAUUUUCUGCAGAAUAAGUAUCCAGAGAAGGACUCUGCUCCUGUAGAAACACAGGAGAGGCCUUUCCCUCAUCGACAGCAGCAGCAGGCAAGCAUCAAGCAGCAGCUUGUCAAUGUGCUACAGGAGCUGCAGAAGUGUGUGGGGGAGGAGAGGGGGGAGAAGGUGGAGGAGCAGCGGAGAGCCUGGGAGAAGGGGCAAAAGCAAAGUCAGCCUGUGAGCCAGACUCAGAACCGGGAUGGCAAGAAGGUGGCCGUGGUGAACUGGUGGAAAGCCCUCAGCGUAGAGCAGGCUAAGGCCCGGACAAAAGAAACCCAGUCGAUCCAGGAGCUCUCUGAGACACAAGAGAAGCUCCAGCAAGCAGAGAAGACAAUCACUGAUAUGAGGGAGCAGGUCAGCAACCUGCAAGUCUCCCUCAAAUCUGCACUGGAGUGUGUCUCAGAGCAAAAACACAGAGUUUGUCAUAUUGACAAGGGGACAAACACUGAGAGAGAAGAAGCAGACAGAGCUGUGGAGAAGGUGGUAAGGGAUCAGCGGGAUGUGGCGGUGACCACGGAGAUAACAGGUGGAGCAGCCUCACAGCAGGAGCAAAUCCAGCUUCAGGUGACUGCAGACGGACUUCUGGCAACCCUCAGAAGGAUGGAGGCCAUGGUCACCAAUGCCCUGAAGACUGCCGAGCUGGUGAGAGAGAGCGAGCAGAGGGUGAGCCAGGUGAGGGUGAGGAUGGAGAGCAUCACCCGGAGGGUGGAGGAAGCUCUGGGCCGAGCAAGCAACACUGACGAGCAGCUGCAUGUACUGGAAGCCAGGAUCACAGAAAGAGCUCCAAAUCAGUGUCCAGGUCCCAGUCUGUCGGCUGAUCCUGCACGAGAUGCAACAUGCUCCGCGACUGAGUCCGACGUGGAGCCUGAAAACCGAGAGAGAACAGAGAUUCCUCCUUUGUCUCCCACAUUCCCAGAAAUGAUUGAGCCUCCGCAGCUACUCGAGAAUGGCAGCACAGGACGAGGCAGCUGCAGCAAGCUCCAGGAAGUGGAGAGACACUUACCGCAGGAAUCUCCUUUUGAGCAAAGUGACCAUAACUCCAACGAGUCCUGUGACAGCGCUCGUCCCGCUGAGGGAUCUUUUGUUUUCCCCCACACCCGCUCUCGCCCCUCACUGCUCCCCACGAUGCCCACCUUGCCCGAGGAAGAGGAGGACUCCCCUGAGGAGCUUGACAGUUCCUCCAGCUCGCCCAGUACUUCUACACCUUGCGAGACCCGAGCUGUUGUCAUGACUGCCCCCACCAUCGUCUACCCACAGCAGGCAAUUCUGGUCCAACAAGAUGGACGUCCUCUGGAACAGGCCAGGCCACACAGUCCCAGAGCUCGCCUGAACAGAAUAUCCUCUGGAGGACCCAUCACCACAGUCGACAGUACAGGUAAUGUGAUUGACCUGGUGAAAGAUCAGCUGCCGGAGCUGCAGCUCUCAGAGGAGGAUCGACAGAAGAACCUGGAGCUGCUUGAACAGGCCAAGAAGGUCAGCGACCGCUUCCUGACGCGUCGUGGCCGCCGCUCCACGAGCAGCCUCACCGACUCACCCACAAGGCUUUCUCCACCUCCGACUCCAUCAUCCUCACCAUGCUCAUCUAAAAGCAGCUCCCUCACUGUGGCCCCACAAUCUGCUGCAGGGCCCUCAGAGUCGACCCCGUUCAGCUCACAGUCUGUUGGUCAGAAUCUAGAUGUUUCCUCAGUGAGAGGAAAGCCUGAAGUAACGACCCAGGAUCAGGAGGGCAGGCUGCUGCUGGAUUGGAAGCCCACUGAGAAAAGGAAAGUGUCGUCAGGGACUCUAAAGCCCCGUUUAGCUGUUCAGAAGGAGAACUGUGAUCCUGCUGUACCCAAGAGUCCCGCAGCGGUCAAUAAAGCAGAUGAGGGAGCUGGUUCAGGCCAAAACCCCAACCAGGCCCCGGCCACAGGAGUGGCCAAGCCCGUCCCCCGACCCCCCACUCAACAGGCCCCCUGUACAGCAGAGAUCAAGACAAUUGGGGCCUUCCCUCCACUAAUGAGAGCUGUUUCCUGGGAUGCUGUAGGCAGCCUUAAUUCUAGAAAUGGAGCCUCAGGUUUCCCUCCUACAGCGGAGGACACUUUCUCAGACAAACCCAGAGAUGUUUUCAAGUCUUCAGGAUACAAGGACCUCCCUGUACAGCCGGGGGGUGUACAGAAACUGUCUAAACUCAGAGAGGAGCACAAGCUGAUGCGUAACCAAAGCAUAGUGGGAUUGAAGUUACCAGACUUGAGUGAAGCUGCUGAACAGGAAAAAGGUCCUCAGCCCUCUCUAAACUCAGCCAGUAACUUGGAGAUGAAGGAGAAGUCUGAUGCAAUGCCGAACAUCUCAGAUGUAAUGCUGAGAAAACUCAAACUCCAUCGGGGUCUGCCGGGCUGUGCACCCCCACUCACUGAAAAGGAAGUUGAGAACGCAUUCAUCCAGCUGUCACUGGCUUUCCGUAACGACAACUACACUCUGGAGACUCGGCUCAAACAGGCAGAGAGGGAGAGGAACCUGACUGAGGAAGACACAGAGAAAGAACUCGAAGAGUUCAAAGGAGCACUGAAGAUGACUGCACCGCAGUUGCAGAACCUGGAGCAGCGCGAAGCCUACCAGCGCCUCAUAGAGACACUCGCAGUGCUGCACCGCCUGGCCACGCGGCUCUCCAGCCGAGCAGAGAUAGUUGGAUCAGUUCGACAGGAGAAACGUAUGAACAAGGCCACUGAGGUCAUGAUGCAAUAUGUGGAAAAUCUGAAGAGGACGUAUGAGAAGGACCAUGCUGAGCUCAUGGAGUUUAAGAAGCUGGCCAACCAGAACUCUAAUCGCUGUUAUGGAGGCUCCGUAGACACUGGAGAUGAUGGAGUCGCACGGUCGUCAAGAUCAAUGUCCCUUACCCUUGGAAAGGCUCUGCCCAGACGCAGGGUGAGUGUGGCAGUGGUGCCUAAGUUUAACCUCCUGAACAUCCCAGGUCAGACUCCAGCCACAGCUGGUCCAGGCCCCAACCUAGCCUCAGGCCCCAUCCCGUCGUCAGGCCCCAUCCUAGCUUCAGGCCCCAACGUGGGACCCACCACUGGUGCUGCUCUUCCUGUGCUGUGUGAAGCGAACAAUAUGAAAGUCAGCACUUCCUCAGAGGCAGCACAACCAGCAGCAGAAUGUGGAAAGAGUGUGUUGGAGCAGGAAAGUGAGCCGGCCAAGCCUCCAGUCAACUUAGAGGAGAUCAGAGCGCAGAUCAGAGCCGAGCUCAAGGCAAAGAUUGAGGUGGAGGCGUACGAUAAAGGCUACCAAGAGGGACUGAAGCAAAGCAAAGCUCAGCAAGAAGAGAAGCAGGAGGAGGAAAACACUGUGGAGAAACUGUUGGAAUCAAACAAUAAAGACGAGGAGAGUGGAAGGAAAAUGAAGACAAGCAGCCCUUGUCUUCGCAGGAGGAUGAAGGAGGUCCUGGCUCGACUUGGUCGGUUUUGUCCCAAGAUUUCUUUGAGUCGGCGACUUCUCUGGAUGGCCCUGACACUGUUUGUCGUGAUGUGUCUGGUCAUCAGUACUUUUUCAUUCUUCAGUGGCUACUACAACAGAGGUGAGGACACGUAAGGAGAGAGGGACUUUGGGACAGACGAGAUGAAGAUCUUUGAACUGUGCAGUGCCACAACCAAAGAAACCUACCACAGAAUAGCAGGGACUGCAGUCUUUCUUUGUCUCUGUCGAUUCACCGUUAUCAUCACACCCCCGGACUCACUUGAAUCCAUGACCCAGGUUCUGGAGGGUCAGAGACAUUCUAGGCGGCUUCUUCUGCCUUUGUCAUGGUUGACAGCGUUAAGUUAUGAGUUUUGUUCAGAUUGAAAAGUCAACACACUGUCUUCUGCAGUGAGAAAAUAAAAAGAUUAUUUCUAUUUAGGGACCAACUAUAUAGUGUGAAGAAAUAUGUGUAUUUAAAUUAGAUCCAUACAUAAUGAUUCUGAUUCUUGUUCUGGUACUUUGAAAGAAAAGAAAAGUUUAUUUAUCUACACUAAUGUUAAACAUGCAGUGCGUAACUGUAGUGGCCCCCCUCUGGCAGUGAGAGUAAUUACACAAACAAUACAGAGACAUUUCGACAUUUCUAAGGCGAUAAUUAGUUAUUUAUGUUGAACAAAUCCAAUCACUACAUCACUGCUGAUACACGUCACAGGGAUUUUGCCACAGACACCCGAUUUAAGAUCUACAAAUACAGAAUACAGAGAGAAUUACCAGGGGGCUAAUAGGCUUAAUCAGCAUUGUGUGAACCUUUUUGACAAGAUCUUGAAUGUGAUGAACAUUCAAUUAUAUGUAAAAGUCCCCCACACCAGCCAUUAAGUCUAAUCUUUGAUGUCCAAUAAAUAAUAAAGACCCUGAGGAAUUCUGCAUUCUAUAUUUAAAGAUAGAGAAAUUGAAGAAAUUGUUAUAUCUGUUGUUUAAGUUUUAUCAUGUGUAUUUAAAGACUUUAGUUAUAAGCACAUUCCAGUGUAGUUCCUUAAGUGCAAUAAUUUGCAUUAAAUGGUUCUCGUUUCUGUCAUUUCGGAUUGUGUCCUUGCACCCGAGAGAUUUCCUUCUUGUGUGAGAGCACUGUUUAGAUGGCAUGAGACUUAUUUUUAUCCUUUUUGCACAUCAGUUUUUUGCCUGUGUUGUUUGUUCUUAGUUGAUUUUAUGCUCUGCCACUUCGCCUUGGAAUAAAGGUGCAUGAAAGGAAA
Scophthalmus maximus (turbot) is the source of this 6397-nucleotide messenger RNA. RefSeq names its product murine retrovirus integration site 1 homolog (gene irag1). The record is from RefSeq and is a predicted model, not a curated record. Lineage: Eukaryota; Metazoa; Chordata; Actinopteri; Pleuronectiformes; Scophthalmidae. Bases 474 to 5285 code for a protein of 1603 amino acids. The transcript is spliced from 39 exons.